AAAAGGUCAGUGGUUGGUUUCGUUUCGGUGCCAUGACUUUUGGCAUCGAAACAACAUCAGCCACUAAGCUUUUCAAGAUUAACUAGAUAGAAGAUGGAUGGAAAACCUUUUGUAUUUCGAUUUUAGAAACAACAAAAGCGUCGCGCUUCGAUUGAUUGUGAUUGUGAAGAUAAACAGGAAAAUGCUACAUCACGCCGUCUAAGUUAACUUGUUAGCUCGUGCUUUUAACCUAGUGUUACCAUAGUUCCGCCUGUAAACAGUAAUUGAAUACUGCGGUCUCUUGAGAGCUAAUAGCUCCUAGGUAACCAAUGGGCCAAACACCAAAAGCGAAACGGAUCGCAAAAAAGUAAAACACCACGGGAAAGUUCGGAGGAGUAGUGCUUUUCAGCAGCAUCUCUUGCCAUUGUCACUGGCAACAUGGCUAGUCUAAGUGUCAAGCCUGGACAUCGGUUCAACAUGCCUGACUGGUUCACUAAUAGUAACCAGAUCUCCAUCAAUGCAGAAAAACAACGAAAUACUUCACAUUCUGUUCGCCAAGAAGCUAGGGCUCUCCGCAAUGAAACCAGCUGUCAGACCAAGUGGGAUGAGCAUGACAAUAAAACACGACUUGCUGAUCGUAUUGAUGAUGUGGACAAAUGGAAUGAAAGUCUCAAGAGAUGCUUAUCAGAUAUUGAUGCUGAAAUAGACGCUCUAACUAAGAUGAAAGAGGAGGCUGAGCGGGUCCUGGAAGCAAAGAACCUUGCAUUAGAUGUAGCUAUUGAGUGUCUAACUCUGCGAGAGAGUCGCCAGGCAAUUGAUGUUGUGAAGGACCCUGUAGAAAAUGAGCUACAUAAGGAGGUGGAGGUGAUAGAGGGCAUCAAGAAAGCCUUACAGCAGAAGAUAAGCCAAGCUUUUGAGCAUUUAUGCCUGCUGCAGGAAGCCCGACAACAGCUAAACCUGGACCAAAGGAACAAGGCAGAAGCCUUAGAGAUUGACCGGGUCUGCUUGUCCCUUAAUCUAAAUUCUCCAAACAUCUCACUGAAGCCUAACCCAACAAGAGUGCCACCAAGUUCCACAACUCCACAGCAGUGGGAUCAGUUCAGUCAGUACAACAAGGACCGUGCUGAGGCAGAAAUGAAAGAUUCAACUCGAUUGCGAGAAGAAAUCGUUGCCACCAUUGCCCAGACCAAUGUUGAACUUGAAGCUCAAAGAAAUGCUACUGAGUUUGCUUUCAGGAAGAGAAUCCGAGAGACUGAAAAGGCUUAUGAUGAACUAAAAUGGCAAGAAAAGAAUACACAGGAAGAGAUUCAAGAAAUGGAAGAAGAUAUCAGACGACUGGAAGAUGACCUUAGAGCAAAAAUGGCACCCCUAAAACUUGCACAUACCAGACUGGAGACACGUACUUACCGCCCCAAUAUGGACCUCUGCAGGGAUAAGGCACAGUAUGGAUUAACAGAUGAAGUCCAACAACUGGAAGGAACAAUAGCUGCCAUGAAAGAGAAGCUGGCACAAUCACAUGAUGCUUUGGAUGCUUUGUACAAAAACCUUGCCCGUAUUCAGGAAGACAUUGGCUACAAGAGCAAUUCUCUGAAGCUGGAGAACCAGUGCCUGGACAGCAGAAAGAAGCUUACUGUACCUGCUGGAAGAUAUGCUCCAGAGACAGACACAUUCAACCGUACCACCAACCGCAUUUUGUCACCAGUAAAAAGCAGGCUGCUUGAGCUGGCAUAAUUUGAGGGUGUUGGGUAGGCUGUAGAGAAGCUGUUACAAUGAAAGCAGUAAAAAUAGCUGUUACUAUAUUGGUAAUGACCAGACAAUUAAAAAUAAAGAAAAUGCUAAAUUUG
This is a messenger RNA of Protopterus annectens (West African lungfish), 1823 nucleotides long. RefSeq names its product tektin 2 (gene TEKT2). Gene Ontology annotation, biological process: cilium movement involved in cell motility; cilium assembly. NCBI's taxonomy places the organism in Eukaryota, Metazoa, Chordata, Ceratodontiformes, Protopteridae. Bases 418 to 1710 code for a protein of 430 amino acids. The record is from RefSeq and is a predicted model, not a curated record. The transcript has 10 exons. Gene Ontology annotation, cellular component: nucleus; microtubule cytoskeleton.